Didymella exigua CBS 183.55 is the source of this 2212-nucleotide messenger RNA. Its product is annotated as HET-domain-containing protein. The transcript is spliced from 2 exons. Lineage: Eukaryota; Fungi; Ascomycota; Dothideomycetes; Pleosporales; Didymellaceae. Bases 64 to 2070 code for a protein of 668 amino acids. The record is from RefSeq and is a predicted model, not a curated record.
CGCCCCUCUACCGGCUUUCAAACAUCCAUAAGAGCUCGCUCGAUUGUGUUCUUUGCACUCAAGAUGACAGAUCGAUGGCUUUCUCAAAGGCAGGCAAUCCACGACAGCCUUAAAUGCCUCGCCUGUGAACUGCUUCCGUUCGAUGCUCUUGCAGAAGACAGAACUCCUCCGCCCACAACGAUUGAUCUCGAUAGCGUCGACAUUGAAGGGCUUCGAAAACGGGCAGCGAAGUGCGACUUUUGUCGUGCCUUGGUUGAUCUGCGUGAGCAUUGGCUUUCGGAAGAGCGAGAAAAUCGGAUGCCUGACGACGGCUUCGCUUACCAUAAUUUUUGUGGCAUGAGCGACUGGCGUAUGAAGCGUACCGAUCAUACAUACUUAGGUCUCAAUUCGGACUUUGACAGUGUACUCGCCAAACGGAUAAAUGAUCGCUACAUCUAUAGCGACCCGCUAUCAGGUCUACCCCUGAAGCAAGUCUCCCAUUGGAUGCGUAAAUGUAGCGAAAAGCACAAGAGAUGUUUUGAACACCCUACAGAUCUACCUACACGCGUGAUCGAUGUUCGCUCACCGCGACUGAAGCUACUGGAUCCAAGUCCAAGUAACCCUCAUCCAUAUGUAGCCCUCAGUCAUUGCUGGGGUACGUGCCGGGACUUCCUCACAACACGCGAGAACAUCCAGGACCGGAGAUCUGGAUUCGAACUGACUGAUCUGCCCGCGACCUUUCGUGACGCAGUAACAGCUGCCCGUAUCCUCAACAUCCCCUUCCUCUGGAUAGACAGUAUAUGCAUACUCCAAGGAGAUAAGGAUGACUGGGAGAUGGAAGGCAGCAAGAUGGCAGACGUCUACUCUAAUGCCACAAUGUGUAUCGCAGCCGCAGAUGCAAACGAUGACACAGAAGGUUUUCUAAGACCAAGGAAAGACAUUCCAACUCUGGCUAUCGAUAUUGUUCUUACCUUGCCAACACCGAACCAAGCCCAGAUGAAGACGCGGAUAUACACGCAGUUGCCACUUAAGAGGCCCGGACUACAUGAGCGGUUCCCGGCGCUACACAAUCGAGCUUGGUGCCUUCAGGAGCGUUAUCUGAGCCCCAGAAUUCUGUUCUUUGAUCGUGACAACAUGCAUUGGGAAUGUCUCGAGGACGUAUGGUCUGAAGCUGGCCGACGUCUACCAAAGCACAGGCAAAUGCUUCCGGACAUCAUGCCUAGGCUCAACAAAACUGAGGGCCUGUCGCACACGCCUUGGUGUCGAAUGGUACGCGAAUACACAACACGCGCUAUCUCAUUCCCUUCCGAUAAGCUACCAGCGGUGUCUGCCCUGGCUUUGCGAAUUGCACAAAAGACCGGAGACGGGUAUUGUGCCGGGCUCUGGAAGUCUGAUCUCCUUCGCGGUCUACUGUGGUAUCGCGCGGUUCGAUAUAACUUUAGAGCCCGUGAGGCAGCCGGUCCUUGGAAUCCCAAUCAGCAAAGACCACAAAGCUUUCUUGCACCAUCUUGGUCCUGGGCGUCUUACCUGGGCGCUGUGGACUUUUUAGGUAUCGAGUCCUUGUUGCACAUACUACCUUCUGCGAAGCUCAUUGACGCAAGUGUGGUGGUGCCGGGCAGAAACAAGUUCGGAGAAGUGGAUAGGGGAUAUGUCACGAUUCUUUCCCCUCUACUGACCUUCGAAGAGCAGCAGUCUACAUUCGAUACGACAAACGAGCGAAAGUACGGCUGGACGCAUGAUUCAUUGGUCAGUCGUGACACCGAGACCGAUGAAGUGACCAUUACAUCUUGCUUUGACUAUCCAAAUGAGACUCGGCAGGGUUGGUUGCUUGGCAUACCGUUAGUGUACAAGAACAUAGCUGAAAGACAGGAAGAUUCGGAUGGUCAGGAAGGUCAAGAAGAUCAAAAGUAUUGCUCACAAGACACAUCGGAGCAGCCGUGGUUGGCUAUCUCCGGCAUCCUAAUCAUGGAGAAGAAAGGUGAUGAGAAGGUGUACGAGCGUGUCGGCUGCUUCUCGAUCGAGCCUGUUCAGCUUGAUUCAUUUCUCGACUUCCUGCGAGAUCUUUGGACCCAGGAAACCCGGAUAGUCUAAGCGGCAGCACGGAUCUUUGGUUUAGAGUGAGGGUCCGGAAACAGAUGCCUGACGUUCAGGAAACCCAGAGGAUAGGCAACGCUGUGGACUGAAGAGGAGCUGUAGGCACAGGUCGCAUUGGACGACAAGAGCCACACUUGAC